AUGGCUAGAUCUAGGCACGCAAUACCUAAAUGUGAAGAGGAUAUUACGGCGGCUAGGAAAACCGCAGUUCCAUUGAAGACACAGCAAGAUACUCAAUGGUGUGUCAAAUUAUGGAUGGACUGGAGCACCCAUAGAAACAGUGAUUAUGAUGGCCCAAAGGUUCUACUUGACAGUCAGCUCAAGAAGGCAAGCAAACAUGACUUAUCCUACUCUAUGGAGCGAUUUGUGCUUGAGGUCAGAAAUAAGCAUGGAAACGAGUACUCUGCCACAACUCUACAUCACAUUGUUUGUGGCAUAAUGAGAUUUAUCAGAAGUGAACAGGCUUUCAUUGAUUUUUUCACUGAUCCAGAGUUUGUAGAAUUUAGGCAAACAUUAGAUGGGGAAAUGAAGAGGCUCCAAAGUAAAGGAAUUGGGUCACAGAUCAGGAAGGCAGAAGUAUUGACUCCUGAAGAAGAGGAACUACUUUGGACCAAAGGCCUUCUUGGAGACCACAGCCCUCAAGCAUUAUUGAACACUGUGUUCUUCAUGAACGGUCUAUACUUCGCACUUAGAAAUGGCAGUGAACACAGGAACCUUAGAUUGAAUCCUCCACAAAUUAGAGUCGUUGAGACAAGUGGCAAAAGGCCUUACCUUCACUACACAGAGGACAUAUCGAAAAACAAUCAAGGUGGCUUAAAACACCGUAAGCAGGCUAAAAAAGAUGUAAAGCACUACGCCAAUGAAGACAACCCAUCAAGAUGCUACGUAAGAUUGCACAAACUGUAUAUCAGCAAGUUAGAAUAUACAUACAUGUAAUUGACCAAUCAGAUUGCACCACUAAAGGUGUUUUAUUUCACUUAAAAACUCCCCGGGAACUCAUAGUAAACUCCCCGGGCUCUCAUAG
Molecule: messenger RNA, 883 nt
Organism: Amphimedon queenslandica
Lineage: Eukaryota; Metazoa; Porifera; Demospongiae; Haplosclerida; Niphatidae
Product: zinc finger MYM-type protein 2-like
Exons: 1
Coding region: 1-795 (264 amino acids)
Source: RefSeq, a predicted model, not a curated record